AUGUCACCGAGUCUCCAACUGCCAUUGUUAGACGGUGACGAGCCCCGUGGCGAGUACGAGCCACUACACCUCAAAGGCCGUCCCGGCAGACCCCGCGAGAGGAGCUUUCUGUGGCUCAAGGCCAUUACGACCGCCGUCGUCGUUCUCAUCACCAUCUUGGUCCUCUUCUUCCCAGACGACGCCCGACAUUACCUUCACCUCCCGCCUCCCUCCUCAGGCCAUCACACGCCAACGCGCGACCGCAUCCAGGACAUUGUAACGUCCAUCAUCGGCAGCGCGCCCCCGCCACCGCACAACACGACGGCGGACGCCAUCCCCAACACGGCCCAUUUCGUCUACAUCCUCCCAGACCCCGACGCCGACUUCCACUUUGAGUUCAGCCACUACCUCGCCAUCUACGCCGCCGCGCACCACUGGCGCCCCGACACGCUCUACUUCCACACCAACGCGCGGCCGGCGUCCCUCGCCCGCGCCCGCGCCGGCACCUCCGGCCGCUGGAACGCCCUGAUCCUGAACCUGCCGCGCCUGACCGUCCGCGCCGUCGCGGUCCCGACGCACGCCGGCAACGGCGUCGCGCUGACGGGCAUGGAGCACAAGUCGGACUUUGUGCGUGUCAGGGCCGUGCACGAGCUCGGCGGCGUCUACGUCGACUGGGGACGUCCACGCGCUGCGCGACCUGGCGGCGCUGCGCGGGGCCGGCUUCCGGGCGUCGCCGGCCGGCAGAAGGAGGGGGACCUCAACAGCGGCACGUUCCUCGCCGCUAGGGGGAGCAGGCUGACGGAGCUGUGGAUCGAGGGCAUGAACGCCGCGUAUGACGGCCGGUGGGAGACGCACAGCAACGGCGUGCUGACGGCUGUUGCGGAGCGGCUGGUGCGGGAGGGGGGCGAGGUGCUCAUUGUCGAGAGGGACGCGUUUGCGCCGGGCGGGUGGGGGACGGGGGAUGUCGCGGAGCUGUUUGCGCCGCAUUUUGGCGAAAAGUCGAAUCUCGAGGGGAAGAGGCAGGGCGACGAGCUGGACGAGUUUGACGAGGGGCCCGGCGUUGUUGGGAAUAACCCGCCAUGGGCGCGCGACUGGUCUUUUACGUAUCUGCUGCAUGCGUUCCGCCCGGGCAGGGCGAGCAAGAACCCGUGGGGGUUUGAGGCUAUUACGCCGAGAUAUGUGUUCGAGAGGCAGAGCAACUUUGCGAGGGCUGUGUAUCCCGUGGCGAAGGACAUGUAUGAUCGGAAGAUUAUCCAGUUGGAUGACUCUCAUGAAGGGUGA
Molecule: messenger RNA, 1260 nt
Organism: Verticillium dahliae VdLs.17
Lineage: Eukaryota; Fungi; Ascomycota; Sordariomycetes; Glomerellales; Plectosphaerellaceae
Exons: 1
Coding region: 1-1260 (419 amino acids)
Source: RefSeq, a predicted model, not a curated record